CAGCUCACACGCUCCACGAUAUGCGGAAGAGUUUCGUUCUGGCUGCUCGGGGUGGCUCGAGGGAUGCCGAUAAGAUCACCGAGGCUAAGGAGAAUGUGGUCCCGGGCUCCACUACCGCUGCCAGUCGACCGUCAGCCGGUCCAGUGCGGCACGAUGCUAACGGCGCAGGAUUCGGUCGACCAUCCUUCAAGGCAUUCAAGAUACCCAGCUCCCUCAAGGCGAUGGCUGCCAGCCGCAACAUCAGAGUACAGCAAUCGAGCGCGACCGACUUAGGAGUGCGAUCCCGAAAGAAGGUCGAUUACGCAGAGCUGGCCGGUCCAGAUGAGGCUGUCGAAGUGCCCAGGGAGUCACGCAAAGCGAUCUCGAGCAAGCGGGACGAUGACUACAAAGAUGAGCCUGCGUAUGCCGAGGGACCUUUGCUCAGUAAUGGUCUCUACACCGACUCGCGCGGGAUUCUGGUGGCAAAGCACAAUGCAAAGAAGCGACCUCAGUCAGCCGAAGAUGAGGACGAAGAUGAAGGCGCGAAAAAGAAGAAAGGACGCUUCGGGGGUGAAGACAUACCUCCCCCACCGCCUCGCGUGUUUCCCAAGUUCAACAGUCCAAAGCCGAAGCCACUUGAAGUCGCAAAGUCCGCAUUUACGAUCCCUGCCAUACGUGAUGCCAAGACGGGUGAGACAAUACAAUUUGCGCCCUCUCGAGCCGGUGCACUGGGAGUCUGUCGCCGGCCCAUGCUUAUUCCCAGACCGUUGCACGAUCCUCUGGGCGAUCGUGCGAUCGUCUUGUGGGACCCGACCGUCGAUGACAAGGAAGCAGAACUCGAAGCAGCCCGUCUGGCAGAGCAGGCAAAGACUGUGACGCCGGUCAAGCUCGAGGCUCGUGACAUCGUCCACAAGUCGAUCGCUUCCAUCCUCGGUCUCGACAAGCAGAAUGAACGCGAAGCAGAGCUCCGGAAACGCAAAGUUCCCGUUGUGCUCGAUCCACGUCUGGGCAAAGUCUUGCGUCCUCAUCAAGUGGAAGGAGUCAAGUUCCUAUACAAAGCUGCAACAGGCAUGAUCUCCGAAGGUGCAUUCGGCUGCAUCAUGGCGGAUGAAAUGGGCCUUGGCAAGACGCUGCAAUGUAUCACUCUUCUCUUCACGCUGCUCAAGCAGUCUCCAAAGGCCGGCAAAGGUACGAUCGAGAAGGCCAUUGUCGUCUGUCCAGCGUCACUCGUGCGCAAUUGGGCCAACGAAUUCGUCAAAUGGCUCGGACCAGGCACAAUAAAUCCGCUCGCUAUCGAUGGCAGCAUGCCCAAACCCGAUCUUAUGGCUGCUUUGCGUCAGUGGGUAUCCGCACAUGGCCGUGCCAUUUGUCAACCAGUCAUCAUCGUCUCCUACGAAACACUGCGUUCGCUCACUGCUGAGCUCGGCAACGCACCCAUUGGCCUCAUCCUCUGUGAUGAAGCUCAUCGUCUGAAGAAUGCGACCAAUCUGACCUAUACCGAGCUUGACAAGAUCAAUGUUCAGCGACGUGUGCUACUUACAGGCACGCCCGUUCAGAAUGAUCUAACAGAAUACUUCUCUCUGCUCAACUUUGCCAUUCCUGGCAAGCUCGGUGCGCGGGCAGAUUUUAAGAAGAACUACGAACUGGCAAUUGUUCGCGGUCGCAUGUCAGAAGCAACCGACAAGGAGCGAGAAAGGUGUCAAGAGAAGCUCAAGGAGCUGACUUCGCUUGUCAAUCAAUUCGUCAUUCGUCGCACGAACGAUUUGCUCACCAAGUAUCUACCUGUCAAGUACGAGCACGUCGUCUUCUGCAAUCUGUCGCCUCUGCAGCUCCAACUUUAUCAAAAGCUUAUCAAGCGACCCGAAGAGAAAGAUGCCAAAGGCGGCACGAGCGCGCUUGGCGCAAUUCAGCGCGCUCAGAAGCUCUGCAAUCAUCCUCAACUGCUCGAUGCGUACUUUCGUGACAAUUUUGACGACUUCAAGAACGAUAUGCCAGACGGAUUCGAUCCAUUCGACCGUCGCCGCAGUGUCGUCUCGGAGUAUUCAGGCAAGACGCUGGUCCUUGAUCGCUUCCUUGAGAAGAUGCGCGCAGAGACAAAUGAUAAGAUUGUGUUGAUCAGCAAUUACACCGAAACACUCGACGUGUUCGAAAAGAUGCUCAGGGAUCGCAAGUAUGGCUAUUUCAGACUGGAGGGUAGCACGAGCAUCAAGAAGCGCCAGAAGCUUGUUGAUGAAUUCAAUAACCCAGAAGGCAAGGAAUUCGUCUUCCUUCUAUCCUCGAAAGCCGGCGGAUGCGGAAUCAAUCUCAUCGGCGCCAAUCGGCUCAUUCUCUUCGAUCCUGAUUGGAAUCCUGCCGCCGACCAACAGGCACUUGCUCGUGUUUGGCGCGAUGGCCAGAAGAAGGAUUGCUUCGUCUAUCGCUUCAUCGCGACCGGCACGAUCGAGGAGAAGAUUUUCCAACGGCAGGCUCACAAGCAGGCUCUCUCGUCCUGCGUUGUCGAUGCGAAAGAAGAUGCGGAGCGCCACUUCAGCCGCGACGACCUCAAGCAGCUCUUUGCCUACAAGGCCAACACUAUCUCUGAGACGCACGACACGUUCAAGUGCAAACGAUGCAAGGACGGACGCCAAUCGAUCAGAGCGCCUGCCAUGCUUUACGGCGACACGAGCACGUGGAAUCACAUGAGCAACGAUUGCCUUCAAAACAUUCAUGACGACCUUUUGCGUGCAGAGACAGGUCUGGGCGCGGUCUCGGCCGUAUUUCAAUUCAUCUCUUCUUAGGCGCUGACGUCUACUGUUGUUGCUUACAACAAUGCCAUCAUGUAC
Mixia osmundae IAM 14324 is the source of this 2801-nucleotide messenger RNA. RefSeq lists its product as uncharacterized. Gene Ontology annotation, cellular component: nucleus. Gene Ontology annotation, molecular function: DNA translocase activity; ATP-dependent chromatin remodeler activity; hydrolase activity, acting on acid anhydrides. Bases 21 to 2756 code for a protein of 911 amino acids. The transcript has 8 exons. NCBI's taxonomy places the organism in Eukaryota, Fungi, Basidiomycota, Mixiomycetes, Mixiales, Mixiaceae. The record is from RefSeq and is a predicted model, not a curated record. Gene Ontology annotation, biological process: reciprocal meiotic recombination; double-strand break repair via synthesis-dependent strand annealing.